AUAAAACCCGGUGUAUUUUUUCUUUUGAAAGCAGUGAGCGGAAGUGUGUGUGUUUCAUGGGUCCUUGCCGUGCUCGCAGCAUCCUGACGUCUUCUCACAAAGUGAAAACGCAUCAGUGAUGCUGCGCCGUCCUCCUCGCGCUCUGAUGCCCGCACGGAGCCACCGGACGGGCUGAGCCUGCGGGGACCUCCCGUCUCAUUGUUUCAAUCGGUUUGAUUCGAUCUUUGGAUUUGGACUGAAACCUUUUUUUUUGUUUGUUCGUCCGCGGGAUACUGAUGGCCACCACCGCCACCGUCCCCAGCAUCAGCACCACCAACACCAACAGCACCACCACCGGAGGGCCGACGGGCCAGCCAGGACGGCCGGGAUCCAACCAGCACACCUAGCGGGUCUCUUCCUGCCGAGGAGCCCAGUUGCCUUAACUGACCUUUGACCUUUCUCCAACAACCCCACCGAGGGGGUCACGACCCCAGCGCAGAACAGCAGGACUCCUCCAGCAAUGACGGAGCAGAGAGUGGACGUGGUCUGAUACAAACCUGAGGCCAGGACCUGAAAGAUGAGCGAGAGCAGGAGGAGGAGGGAGCCGUGAGACGCCGAACGGGAGGACAAGUCAUGACAAAAAGGACGUGAGCUGUCUUUUCUUCAGGUGCUUUCAUUAACCCUGCCAUGACGGAGACACUCUGAAAACCUGCAACGAACUCCUAACAUUUCAAUCCAGCAUCAAAAACCAAAAACAGGGACGACCUUCAGCUUCAUGAGAACCGACGAUGUAGAAGAAGACAGCCAUGAUUGUCCUACUGAGGAGUUUCGGUCAUGCUACAGCCUUCAUGAAUACUGAAUUUAAGAUCACAGACAGCAAAUAAGAUUGUGUAACAGACAAAAAGGGCAAAGACUCGAUUUACUACUUAGACAAAUUAACAACUGAGCUGAAAGAUUGUACAACAACGACGACGAGAACAACGACAGCGGUCAUCAAACGUUGGAACCAAACUUUACGUGAGGAACCAAACCAGAGCGAGGUCCAUGAUGACGCAUCUGCACGCCGGCCUGAGCUCCGAGACGACGGAGAAGGCUCGCUUAGAGCUGAACGAGAACCCGGACACUCUGCAUCAGGACAUCCAGCAGGUGCGGGACAUGAUCGUGACGCGGCCAGACAUCGGUUUCCUGCGAACGGACGACGACUUCAUCCUCCGUUUCCUGAGAGCCAGGAAGUUCGAUCAGGUGGAAACCUUCAGACUGCUGGCCCAGUACUUCCAGUUCAGACAGCAGAACCUCGACAUGUUCCAGAGCUUCAAGGUGGACGACCCGGGUAUUAAGCGGGCACUGAUGGAUGGUUUCCCGGGCGUACUGGAGACUCCAGACCAGCAUGGCCGAAAAAUCCUCAUCCUGUUCGCCUCCAACUGGGAUCAGAGCAGGAACUCGUUCACAGACAUCCUGCGGGCGAUCCUGCUCUCUCUGGAGGUUCUGAUAGAGAACCCGGAGCUCCAGAUCAACGGCUUCAUCCUCAUCAUCGACUGGAGCAACUUCUCCUUCAAACAGGCCUCCAAGCUCACCCCCAACAUCCUGAAACUGGCAAUCGAAGGACUUCAGGACAGUUUUCCCGCUCGGUUUGGAGGAAUCCAUUUUGUGAAUCAGCCGUGGUACAUUCACGCCAUGUACACCAUCAUCAAACCUUUCCUCAAAGACAAGACGAGGAAAAGGAUCUUCCUCCACGGUAACAACCUGAACUCGCUCCACCAGCUCAUCCAGCCCGAGUGUUUGCCGUCAGAGUUCGGCGGGACUCUGCCUCCGUACGAUAUGGGCAUCUGGGCUCGAACGCUGCUGGGACCCGACUACAACGACGAGACCGAGUACACGCUGACCUACGACGCCCUGCACGUCCGCGAGAACUGUGGAGGAGGAGGAGGAGACAAGGACAUGAUGAAGAGGUCUCAGUCGGCGGUGGAACCAGGAACUCUCCGACAAACGGACAGAGACACCAGCACACCACUACUGGCCCUGGACUGAACACACACACACACACACACACACACACACACACACACACACACACACCAAACACAUAAUCAAACACACACACACUUUUAAAGAUGAGAACAAACCACAACAUUCACUUGACACAGACACACAAAUUCUGUCUAUAUAACGUGCACACACACACACACACACACACACACUCACACACACACACACACAGUCCUGUCUCUGAGCCGUCUAAUGCCUCUCAGCUGAGCCAGCAGCAUCUGUCCUGAUGUCCAUGACAACACCACACUCUGAAGAGUGUGUGUGUGUGUGUGUGUGUGUGUGUGUGUGUGUGUGUGUGUGUGUGUGUGUGCUACACGGCCGGGUAGGGAACAUAAAACACGCUGAAACACGGAGCGUUACAGAGGAGGACAGCGAGUAAACUUCAGAGCGGGUUACACCAACAAGGAUUCAUUUAAAUAAAGAUCAGGUUUAUUUCAUUUGAAGCGAUGAAGCAGGUUUAAAGUCAGUCAGUGUGAACUUCAGUGAGGUGUUCUGAGUUUGUCGGAACAGGAGGCCGCGAGUUGCAAUCUGCAAAUCAAAGUCGUGCACACUGGUGUUUAAAGUUUAACUGACUGAGGCCGUGUGAAGCGGCUCGGCUGAGAGUCCGAGGCCGUGGUUCUCUGCUGGAUUGCUCCCUCCAGGUUGCCCCAGGUGAAGGAGUUCAAGGACCGGCAGGCUGGUGCAUUGUCUGCAGUACUGCACCACUCGCUGGGUCAGUCGAUUCCCCGGUUCAUCUUCGUUCCAAACCUCACCCAUGGUCAUGAACUCAGCCUUUAGCGUUAGGGUGAGGAGCUCGGGGUAGCUGCUAAUUGAUGAGCCAGCUGAGGUGGUUCGGGCGUCUGAUCAGGAUUCUGGGCGCCUUCUGUUGGAGGGGCUGCAGGCCGCUACGUUCAGGGUGCGAUCUUUGAUUUAUCAGUUCACAUGAACAAUUUAAUGAGGUGAUAAUUAAGUUGUUUCUGCUACCCUCAAGUGGCCACGAAUCAAUGAAUGCAGCUUUAAAGAAAAGUUUAAUUCAGGUUUAAAUUCGAGGUCGUGAUUAAAGAUAAUCCUUGUUGGUGAAACUCUAAAACUCACAAAUACUCGCUGGAGUAUUUUCCCAUUAUUGAAAUAAAAAUACUGACGUUCAUGUCCUGAAAUCUAAAAUUAAAUGGAGGUGAAAUAUUUUCCAAGUCACAGGAACGAAGGACGGACGGUGAGAAAGAAACUUUGGUAAGAAUAAUUUCACUUUUUUUUUCGUUCUUUCACGUAAAAAGACGAAACUGCGUCAAGUUUAGACCUUCAGUUUAAUAAGCGCAGCGCACACGUCAGCACACGUCAGAGCCGGAUCACGUGCAUGAAGAUUUAAGAACCAGAGUGAAAUGUUUCUGUACGAGGGCGUGUCGUGCUGUGAAGGAUGCCAAAUUAUCACUUCAGAAGGAAAAGAUUGUUUUUAUUCUUGAAUUUAACUUAUUUGAAGAUUGUAUAUUAUUGUUAUAAGUAUUAUUAUUAUUGCACUGCAAAAAAAAAGUGACACACUCGGCUGGUUUGAGAUAUUUAAAGUCACAUUAUCUUUAAUAUUUCUGCAGCGUUGUGAGGACACGUGCAGGCUGACGAUGAUUUCACUUGAUAUCUUGACACAAUGUGGAUUAUUUGUAAGAUAUUAAAGGCUGGGUUUGUCGUCAUAUUGUUUUUUUUUGCAGUGUGUUUGACUCAUCAUCAGGGCUACACUGAGCAGUGAUCUGAUCUCCACUCGACUGUAAUGUAAUGUAUUUCCUUUCAAUGAAUGUAUAGAAGUAAACAUUUACACCAA
Molecule: messenger RNA, 3814 nt
Organism: Larimichthys crocea (large yellow croaker)
Lineage: Eukaryota; Metazoa; Chordata; Actinopteri; Sciaenidae
Product: clavesin-1
Exons: 8
Coding region: 1024-2007 (327 amino acids)
Biological process (GO): lysosome organization
Cellular component (GO): trans-Golgi network; clathrin-coated vesicle; endosome
Molecular function (GO): phosphatidylinositol bisphosphate binding
Source: RefSeq, a predicted model, not a curated record